CAAUUCCAAUUCCGUGUUACAGAGGUCCGUACAACUUCACUGAUUGAUUUGUCAGAUUACUCCUUGCUAUAACACCCAACUGACUUCGUCCCUCGUUUUGCAAUCAUUCCAAACCUCAAGUAAGUCUCGUCAUGAGAGCGCCCGUAAAAGCACCUUCGACUUGGGGUAGCACAGCUCGUCGUCUCGCAUAUCAUAGAGGCGCCAUCUCUCAACUUCCCCUGGCCAGCACAUUCGUCGCAGCACCAACAAGGCUCUACCAGCAAUAUUUGUCCGGAGCAAAGCCAUUCAGUUCGUCUAGGUUCAAGCUACAGGAGCAGUCUCAGCCUAUCAACAUGGACUCCCAGACUGAGAAUCUAGAUGGUCUUAAGGAGCAUCUCACUCAUGAAAAGCUUGACGAGUUACGGGAUUUCUGGUUUGAGCAUAUCCCAGAGGAGGCCAACCGCAUCAUUGCUCCUGGAGAACUGCAAAAGAGAUGGUUCUUCUCGGACAAAGAGUUUGACAACGUCUGCGUCACUCGAUUCAGCCCUGUACUCGAAGCCAUCCGGAACGCUGGUGUUACAUCCGCACAAGAGCUUCUGUCCGUUGCUCAGCCUCGGAACUCUCUAGACUGGCUGAGCCUUAUCAUUCUGCUCGACCAAAUUCCACGCAACUCAUAUCGCGGCGAGAAAUCAUUCAUAUGCUUCACUUACUUCGACCCUAUCGCACAGCAAGUCUCACUCGAAGCCAUCAAGCAAGGCAUCCCAGAUAAAGCACCUGAGAUUCGCUGGGUCUUCUCCCACCGCACCUGGUUCUACAUGCCCUUGAUGCACUCAGAGGACAUAUCUGCGCAUGAAAAGGCAGUGGCUGCUUAUGAUCGGAUCAACCAGGAUAUACUGAGCUUGAUAGAUGGAACAGGCGGUGCAGAUGAUUACGAGAGGAAGGCAAGAGAAGUUGUGCAGGCGGAUCCUGAAGCAGCAAAGUCAGUUGGUGAGACGAAUAAGAUGUUUGAGGAGAAGCAUAGAGUUAUUAUCGAGAAGUUUGGGAGAUAUCCGCAUAGAAACAAGGCGCUUGGGAGGGAGGCGACGCCAGCGGAGGUGGAGUUUCUUGAGAGUGGAGGUGAUACAUUUGGUAGCUGAGAUGCCUGAGCAUGCAUUAGUUACCUAGGGGAGGAAAGAAAACUCAGGACCUUAAACCUAAGUGAUAAAAAUCUUUAGGUAAAUUUAGCCUAAGCUUAGGGGACUCUUUACUUAGUUUAUUUUGACACCCUAUAUCAAGGUUCGGUG
Fusarium verticillioides 7600 is the source of this 1262-nucleotide messenger RNA. RefSeq lists its product as hypothetical. Gene Ontology annotation, molecular function: protein binding. The record is from RefSeq and is a predicted model, not a curated record. The coding region runs from base 132 to 1115 and encodes 327 amino acids. NCBI's taxonomy places the organism in Eukaryota, Fungi, Ascomycota, Sordariomycetes, Hypocreales, Nectriaceae. The transcript is spliced from 3 exons.